AUGAUAACAAGUCCGGUCGAGAAUUACGGCCCACAUAGCCCAAGGGGCGAAAUGGAAGGGAGGCCGAACAAACGGCCAUUGCAUGAGUACCAAGAUAGGUACGAGAGGCCGAGGUAUCAGCCGAAGAGGAGAAAUCAACAUGCCCCUCUAAGAUAUGAAGACAUUGAUUCGCCCGAUUCAAGCCAAAAUCGAAGCAUGUGGAUUUCGGUGGGAGAAGGCAAAAGCCGAGAUGUGGCAUAUGUAUCAAGACCCCGCCCCGCGGACGGUAAUGGUGUCCCAACUUUCAAGGUGCCAAACACAAAGGCGGGCCAAUGGUAUAGAAGUAGAGGCCCAAAACUUCCACCGGUACCUCUGAGCAAAACUCAAACGAGAAGGGCUCAAAGACAAUAUGCCACCACUUGCAAGGCGGAGUUAGAUUGGGCGGAUAAAAGGCAAGCUCAACUUGACCGAUUGGUCGAGCUUCGAGAGAAGCUUCAAUUGGAGGAGUUGGAAUUGGCCAAGGCCGAUGCCGUCGCUUCUUUAGAGGCCGCCGCGGCCGAGGAGAUGAAAAUACGUCGAGAAUGGGUGAAUGGCCGAGUUGUGGUAACGGCCCCGGAAGAGCCAAUCUCGGAAUUGGAGGCCCAUUUGACUGGGGCUUUUGAGGCAAAUAACUCUAAAGUGGAAGUUAGUGAACCGACCAAGAGGAGAGGAGAUAAACCUCUCAAGGUUCAAAAGGCAAGGGCGGCUCCACCAAAAGCCAAGCCUCUGAUCGCCAAGGCCCUGGCCAUGACCAAAUUGGCUCAGCCCACCAAGGUUGAGAGCAAAGAGGAGAAGGACCAAAACAUGGUCCAAGAAGCUGGGGAUGUGCCCCAUAAAAUAGUAAGCGAGCCUAGGGCGGAAGAAGACCAAUUUAUGGUCGAUGUUGAAACUAAUGUGGUAGAAGAAGAGGCCGAGCACACGGCCGAGGAAAAAGCUAAGGAGCCAUUGGAAAAUCCCGAAGGUUCGACGGCCGAAGACGAAGAGAUAUAUGGGGAAGAUGAGGAGUAUGCGGACGAUGAAUACUUAGAGGAUCUGUCGGAGGAAGCUAUGGAACACUUAGAGAAAGAACGGAAUGAAGAGAUGGCCAAGUUUGAGAAUGAGCUAAAAGUGGGCAAGGUCAAAGUAAAGUUUGGAGACUUUGACGAGGUAAAUGCCAUGGUUGUUACACUUCCACUAUUUUUCGAAGCUCGGCCGGAUCAACCUAAUUUUAUGGACGGGGAUGUGUUCGAUGAGGUUGAGUCCAUGGUCCAAAUGGAAGGGGCCAAAGAAAUUGAGAUGGCCCGAGAAACUCCAAAGGAAGGGAAUGCCCAACCUUGCAUCAUGGUGCCCGAAAAGGAGGAAAAAGUGCCCGAGAAGGUGUGCUAUGACAUGCCCACCAAGAAAUGUCCUCCCACCUUAAGCCCUUGUAUGUGGGAGCUCAUUUCGAUGGAGUUCCGGUGA
Messenger RNA from Prunus armeniaca (apricot), 1458 nucleotides. NCBI's taxonomy places the organism in Eukaryota, Viridiplantae, Streptophyta, Magnoliopsida, Rosales, Rosaceae. The record is from the annotation of a GenBank genome assembly.